Messenger RNA from Panthera uncia (snow leopard), 1196 nucleotides. RefSeq names its product gamma-aminobutyric acid type A receptor subunit beta3 (gene GABRB3). Gene Ontology annotation, biological process: signal transduction; nervous system process; monoatomic ion transmembrane transport. The coding region runs from base 10 to 1176 and encodes 388 amino acids. NCBI's taxonomy places the organism in Eukaryota, Metazoa, Chordata, Mammalia, Carnivora, Felidae. The record is from RefSeq and is a predicted model, not a curated record. The transcript has 6 exons. Gene Ontology annotation, cellular component: neuron projection; synapse; membrane. Gene Ontology annotation, molecular function: GABA-A receptor activity; neurotransmitter receptor activity; extracellular ligand-gated monoatomic ion channel activity.
ACCUUAACCAUGUAUUUUCAACAAUAUUGGAGAGAUAAAAGGCUUGCCUAUUCUGGGAUCCCUCUCAACCUCACGCUUGACAAUCGAGUGGCUGACCAGCUAUGGGUGCCUGACACAUAUUUCUUAAAUGACAAAAAGUCAUUUGUGCAUGGAGUGACAGUGAAAAACCGCAUGAUCCGCCUUCACCCUGAUGGGACGGUGCUGUACGGGCUCAGAAUCACCACAACCGCAGCAUGCAUGAUGGACUUGAGAAGAUACCCCUUGGAUGAGCAGAACUGCACGCUGGAAAUUGAAAGCUAUGGCUAUACCACAGAUGACAUUGAAUUUUACUGGCGUGGAGGUGAUAAGGCUGUCACUGGAGUGGAGAGGAUUGAGCUCCCUCAGUUCUCUAUUGUGGAGCAUCGUCUGGUCUCGAGGAAUGUCGUCUUUGCCACAGGUGCCUAUCCUCGGCUCUCAUUGAGCUUUCGGUUGAAGAGAAACAUUGGAUACUUCAUUCUCCAGACUUACAUGCCCUCCAUACUAAUUACGAUUCUCUCAUGGGUGUCCUUCUGGAUCAAUUAUGAUGCAUCUGCAGCUAGAGUUGCCCUUGGGAUCACUACCGUGCUGACAAUGACAACCAUCAACACACACCUCCGGGAGACAUUGCCCAAAAUCCCCUACGUCAAAGCCAUUGACAUGUACCUCAUGGGCUGCUUUGUCUUUGUGUUUCUGGCCCUUCUGGAGUAUGCCUUUGUCAACUACAUUUUCUUUGGAAGAGGCCCUCAAAGGCAGAAGAAGCUUGCAGAAAAGACAGCCAAGGCGAAGAAUGACCGUUCCAAGAGUGAAAGCAACCAGGUGGAUGCUCAUGGAAAUAUUCUAUUAACAUCACUGGUGGUUCACAAUGAAAUGAAUGAGGUCACAGGCAGUGUCGGUGAUGCCAGGAAUUCAGCAAGACCCUUUGACAACUCAGGAAUCCAGUACAGGAAACAGAGCAUGCCUAGGGAAGGGCAUGGGCGACACAUGGGGGACAGAAGCAUCCCGCACAAGAAGACCCAUCUACGGAGGAGGUCUUCACAGCUCAAAAUUAAAAUUCCUGAUCUAACCGAUGUGAAUGCCAUAGACAGAUGGUCCAGGAUCGUGUUUCCAUUCACUUUUUCUCUUUUCAACUUAGUUUACUGGCUGUACUAUGUUAACUGAGUGACUGUACUUGAUUUUUC